UCAUUUUUCUAUCACUUACAAUUAGAUUUAGAUUUUAGAUCGUUAGACUGUCGUAUCCAAUUGUUAACUACCUAUCUUCCAGAGUUAAAAAACUAACAAUAAGUAUACGUUGCGGCUGAGCAUACAUAUGAAUUCUCGAGAACAACGUUUGUUGGUCGCGCGCAUACGGGUGGUCGCAUUCCUUCUAAUGGAAGUGACACGCGUCGUUCGAUAAAUAGGCAGAAAAGCUAUGUAGUGGAGUGGACUACUGACAAUGAGUUCUAUAUCAAGAAUGGAGUACCAAGAAUGCUUAAUAUCCGCAAGUCGAAGGAAGAAUUCUCAAAUAAAUUAUUAUCCUGUGACCUCAAAAUAACGGAAUUUAUCGAUCUAUUUUUCUCGUAAAAAGCUGACUCUUCCAAGUCCAAAGUCUCUUUGUUCAAUCUAAGCUUAUGACACUGUGAUUGAUAUAAUAGAGAAAACUGUGUUUGCUCCUCUAAACGUAAAGAUUAUCUUUAAACAAACACCCUUCGAAAUUGGUAUCACUGGAUCAACAUAAAUCGUAAAAAAUAUUCAACGCUCCACUGUCCUACAUCCUGAAGAUCGAACGUUAUCGUCUCUUCGACGUGAACGGAAAAUGCUGAAACUCAUUAUCCGCAAUUUAAUCAAUUUUCGGCUUCUCAUGUCCUAUGAAACGCGUGCAUCUAUUAUUAUUGUUCCAUCUUUAUGUAUGUAAGUAAGUACGUAACGUAGGUUUGAGGGUUGUCGCUGUCCGCCUGUAUUUUCUCAGGCAACACCCCACGCCUUUACUUGUUGCUGCCGCUUUUGCCAUUCUACAGCUAGAUCCAUGCGCGUUUCUAUCGAUCACUGGCCGCCCCUAUAUAAAAAGGCCUCGUCACCGGUAACCAUGGUACACACACAGUCCAACAAAAUUUCAUGAAGCUGCAAAGAACCAAGCAAACGACGGAGAAGCUGUGAUAUAAGCAACGCGUGAAAGAUACACCACCAAGAGACUAGUGAUACUCGAAUGAAUCAUUAAAAAACAAUGCUUCCACAAGAAUGGCUGUUAGCGUUUCUAAUUGCGGGAACAGCAACCGCGCUGGCUCCCACUUCUCAUCAGACGAUGGAGGAGUCGUUGAAGACCGCGCUGGAUGCUAUUACUAGAAAGCAAAGGUCUUUGGACAGCCAAGAAUAUUACAACGAUCUUCGAUCUUUCAAGUAUCAUGAUGCUGAAGAUGAGAGAAAAUUCAACAGAGAACGUCCAGAGGAUAAUAACAGGGUGCUCGAGGAAGAGGAUGAAGAAAUCGAAUUCUUGCCCAGUGACGGUGGACAACUCGAAACGGUGGGAAAUGGCUUUCAAGAUUUAAACAAUAAGCUGUUGGAAAGAGCAUUGAUCGAUUAUCUUGAGAACAUCCCUCAACAAGAAGAACCAAUUACGUCUUCGUUUCGAGAACGCGAGCGAACCUCGAACCGCAAAAGAGGUUCCGACCGAUUGAACGUAGACAAUAAAGAGCUGGUGAAAUUAUUCCUAGAAGAGUUGCAAGAUGGUACAUCGUAUAAUCUCGACACAGGGGAUGAAGGAUACAUGGACGUUCAUCAAAUGCAGUACGAUAGAUACAGAGGCGAUCGCGGCAAUAAACUUUACGAAAACUCUGCUCCAAUGUCUUGGGGUGAACUGAUGAACAAAGAAUCUUUAUUCCGAGGACAGGAGAGAGAAACCGAUGAAAACGAGUUUAAUCGAGAUCCAAACUUGUUAUACUCCCCUUUAGCCGAACGUAGGAACGUGAAUGGGAGAUAUCCGAUAGGACGUGAUUUAGAAACGUAUCGAGGUAUGGCGAAACGUUAUCCUGUAGCUAAAAGGAGUCCAAAACCCAUGCCAGUCAAGAAACAAGUUACAGAUCCUAAAGUGGCGCAGGAUUUGGGUGCACUGUUUGGUACUCAGUCUACUACAGACAAUCAAAAUCACACUCAGAAUUACGAUCACGAUCACGAUCACGAUGAUCAGCACAAACACGAGAGUUCCUCAGAGUCUCCAAAAGUCACUCCACCGUCGAAAGGUCAAAAAGAGAACGUCACGAAACCUAACAAAUCUAAAUCGAUCGAAGUAAGAAAAAAGAGCGUCGAUUGGUCUCAAUAUUUUGGCAUCGAUCGAAGAAGAAAGAAAGCGAGUUUCAUGGCUGGUCCAGAAACGCAGAACCAAGAUGACGAAUGGAUGUUACAGCGCUAUUACGAGAAUAUGGUUGAGAAUCUGAAAGCGAACGAUCACCGGGAUUAUCAGAAAGAAACUAACGACAGAAAAGAUAAACUGGAACAAAUGAACUCGAAGCAGCAGCGGCAAAACAUCAAGGACUUGAUCGUCGAGGAUGCUUUAAGAUAUGCAGACUCGGAAGAUGCCACAAACUUACAGAAGGUGAAAGACAAAGUAAUGGCUCGUAUAGCUGCUGCCUACUCUCUAGAGAAGGUGAGAAAAGCUCUGAAUGAACUGAGGAAUAAUGUGGCUGUUCGAAUAGAAUCGCAAAAGAUUGCUCGUUCCCAGAACAAUCAAACGUCUAGUUUUCGGGAGAAUAAUAAUGCUGGCAAGGCUAGUGAAAAACGUACAAGCAACAAUAUAGUCGAGAACGAUGAAGCUUUUGAGGAGAAUAGAGUCUGUCCAGCGUUGGAAAUAAUUGAAAAACGAUGUAGAACCGCGGAUAGUUUGGCCGGAGAUGAGGCACAGAUGCUUUAUCUGCCCUGUGUGAUGUUGCAAAUCUGCAAGGCCUGUGUUCAAGAUGAUCUAGAAGAAGAAUGUUUAAGCUAUUACGAUAUGGAGACCGUAAGGAUAUGUAAUGCUCAGGAAGCGGAAGAAGGACAAAAGGGAAUAGUAGCGUGUGUAAGGAGAGCUUUAAUAUUGUCACGAUUGCAACCACCGCCAGCAGUCUCUAUACACUGUCGCAUAAACGGCAACGAGUCCUGUUUACGACGUUAUCAUUAUCGUUACCUGCAUCGUUAUCUUCGCUAUCCUUACGGUGGUCAACGACCGAACAAUGGCUACGAAACAAUCGGCUCUCAGCAAAUGGAUCGAUAAGAAAGGAGGAAGAAAUAUCGGUACACCGAUAUCGGUGAGACACGACGUCCACGUCACGUUGAGAAAACACGUGCGGCUCUCCACCAAAUACAUAUAUGUGACCUCGAAUCGAGCUUUAUUUUCCAUAACUUUUAGUAUUCUCCUUAUAACAAUAUAUGUAUAGUUUGUGUGCAAUCAAACAACAGUUUACAUACAUACAUACAUACAUACGUAUACAUGGAUCGGUCUAAAUGCUUUCGGCUUUUCAAUUAAAUUAACUUGACCCUCAUUUUCUUUAAGAUAGAAAAAUUAUAGAAUGUCAGAAGAGAUUGAACGAACAUUGAAAGUCGAUUCGAGACAAAUAUUGAGAAAACUAGUUGAAAUUGAAAUUUUCUUCGUGUAAUAGAGAUAUACAGUAUAAUAGAAUUUUAAGAAAAAUACCAAAUGGAUUCUUCUAUUUGCGAGGUGUUUUCUUUUUCUUCUUUAUUUUCUUUAGUCGACUCGAAAUAAAUACGACGAUGAAAGAUGAAAGACAAUAAUUACUGACUAAACUUUUGUUAUUCAUUUUUAAGAAGGAACGAGUAUUGAAUUUCUUUUCUUAAAGAAUAUACAGUCGAAUAAAGAUCAUUGUCGAUAAAACAAAUCACUUAUGAAACUCGGCUAGAUACCUCGCAAACAAAAUCAAUUGUAUAAUAAAAUACAUUAUAAAAAGAGAUGUUAAACACCGAA
This is a messenger RNA of Osmia lignaria (orchard mason bee), 3748 nucleotides long. NCBI's taxonomy places the organism in Eukaryota, Metazoa, Arthropoda, Insecta, Hymenoptera, Megachilidae. The record is from RefSeq and is a predicted model, not a curated record.